AUGACUGUCUGGGACUUGAUCCGGAACGACAACCGGACCUCGACCUUUGCAGACAUUUUGGGGGAUUUCGCCCAUAUCGUGGCGGGGUUGAAGGCACCCAAGGCUCAAUUUACCGUCUUCGUGCCCACGAACGAAGCAUUCGAACACGAGACGUUUGAAUGGAAUCUCCCCUCAUUCUACUGGCUGUACCUGGUCGGCUACCACAUGGGACCAGGAACUUUCAGCCGGGAUGCGCUUUCACGGAUGAACACGGCGCCGUCGUUUGUUUUCGCGGACAUUUACCAGAAAUAUCGCCAGCGCAUCAGUCUUCAGAGACUAUCCGACCGCUUCUCAUUUAACUAUAGGGCACACUAUGCUACCGCGGACAGCUCGCAGGCUGGAGUGAACGGCUACGUCCACCAUGUCGACCGCGUGCUCAUGCUUCCAGAAUCAACCUCUGACCUCCUUCGGGACGACCCUGACUUUUCCACGCUGCGAGAGGGUCUCAUCCUGACGAACGUCGCGGUGACCAUCAACGACACCUCCACCCAUGUGGGCCAGACGCUGUUCGCUCCAUCCAACGCCGCGUUCGACAAAUUGGGGUCCAAAACUAAGCGCUUUCUGUUCAGUCCUGGUGGACGGCAAUAUCUGAAAGCUCUGCUCGAGUACCACGUCGUGGCCAACCGCACGAUGUUUACGGAUGUCUAUUUCCAAGAGAGUGGGCAGGGAGAGGUUCCGCUCCAGAUUGGAUCGACACUAAAUCUCCCUACGUUGGUGCCGGGAUACAAUCUCAGCAUCUCCAUCGACACGGGUGAUUCCUCCCAUUCCUCCUUCCCCCUAAUUAACAACGAAGUGAAAAUCGCGCAGCCGGACCUCGUCGUCAUGGAUGGCGUGGUUCACAAACUCGAUACGGUUCUACUACCACCAAGGUCGCCACGAGAUGAUAUGGAGUGGCAACAACAGUCUUGGUUUGGUUCGCUGGUGCACUGGGCAACGAGUAGUUCGGGGGUGAAUGUUGGGGAGUUGGUGAGGCGACUCGAGGAGUUCGUUGACGUCGCUGGGACGUAG
This is a messenger RNA of Aspergillus melleus, 1047 nucleotides long. Its product is annotated as fasciclin domain-containing protein. The record is from RefSeq and is a predicted model, not a curated record. Gene Ontology annotation, biological process: macroautophagy. The transcript has 2 exons. Gene Ontology annotation, cellular component: fungal-type vacuole membrane. The coding region runs from base 1 to 1047 and encodes 348 amino acids. NCBI's taxonomy places the organism in Eukaryota, Fungi, Ascomycota, Eurotiomycetes, Eurotiales, Aspergillaceae.